This is a messenger RNA of Arachis ipaensis, 888 nucleotides long. RefSeq lists its product as uncharacterized. The record is from RefSeq and is a predicted model, not a curated record. NCBI's taxonomy places the organism in Eukaryota, Viridiplantae, Streptophyta, Magnoliopsida, Fabales, Fabaceae.
AUGUCCAGAAAGUUCUGUUGGGAGAUAAGGAGGUACAAUGGUAGUCACACCUGUACUAGGGCCACCAUUUCUCAAGAUCAUUCGAAGCCGGAUUCCAACACAGUUGCAAAAGCAAUAAAGCCAUUGGUAGAAGUUGACCCGUCUAUAAAGGUGAAAUCAGUGAUUGCGGAAGUACAGGCAAAGUUUAACUACACCAUUAGUUAUCACAAAGCAUGGUUGGCAAAACAGAAGGCAUUGGAGUCAAUUUUCGGAGGGUGGGAAGCUUCGUACAAAGCCUUGCCGAUAUGGUUUGAGGCCAUGUGUCACAAGGAUCCAUCCGUAGUCGUUCAUUUUGAAACAAUGACUGCGUAUCAGGGAGAUGACUUGGUUCCUAAUAUUCGUGUACUACAUCGAGUCUUCUGGAGUUAUUACCCUUGUAUUAGAACAUUCAGACAUUGCAAGCCAAUAGUGCAGGUAGACGGAACUCAUUUGUAUGGAAAAUACAAGGGUUGUUUGUUGGUUGCAGUCUCACAGGAUGGCAACAACAACAUCGUGCCGAUUGCAUUUGCGAUACAUGUUGUGACACGUGAUGGUGUGGGCCUUAUCUCCGAUCGGCACGAUUCCAUUAGGUCUGCUAUUGCUCGUAGUAACGGAGCUUGGUCUCCUCCGAGAGCAUUCUACAUGUUCUGCAUCAGACAUAUAGAGUCUAACUUUCUGAGGAAAUUCAAGGCUCCGUAUCUGCAGAAGCUUAUCGUCAACAUCGGAUACUCGCGAAUAGUUCGCAAGUACGAGACACGUUAUCAGCGUUUACACGAGCGGGGUGAGGCUUAUACCAACUGGUUGGAUCGGAUUCCGCGUGAGAAAUAUGCUUUAGCAUUUGAUGGGGGAUAUCGAUGGGGUCAUAUCUAG